Besnoitia besnoiti is the source of this 510-nucleotide messenger RNA. Its product is annotated as cation-transporting ATPase. NCBI's taxonomy places the organism in Eukaryota, Apicomplexa, Conoidasida, Eucoccidiorida, Sarcocystidae. Bases 1 to 510 code for a protein of 169 amino acids. The record is from RefSeq and is a predicted model, not a curated record. The transcript has 5 exons.
AUGUCAUCUGAGGCGGAAUCCGCGUUUCGUCAUGUGACCGAGUCCGGCUGCUACGGAGGCGCCAUCGUCGGGGCAGUCUCCUUUUUGACAGGUUGGAUAUCCUCUAUGCCUUCAGACAACAUGAUCAGCCUUACGAUGAAGAUCGUAUCAGCCGACUGCUCGGUAGAUGAACUGAUGUCUCUGGGCGUGCUGCCUGCAGCCAUUGCCAUCGGCCGGGUGGCAAUUCCCGUGCUGCUGUUCGUCUGGACGAUGCACGGACUUUUUUCUUCGUUUUAUGGAAUAUGCAGUUCUACAGCGCCGUUGUUGUACGGAAUAAGUCUCACUGAGAUCUCCUUCCAACUCGCAUGCUUUGUCGCGGUCGCAUCUUACCUGGCCACGGAUGCCCUUUCGAGGACAGUCAACGCUAUCGCUGGAGCUCUCCGCGAGGGUACGGCGGGCGUGCAGGCGGGACUCAAAUCUGCCGCUGACUGGUCCGGUGACAAGGCGAGAAGGUCAGUUACAAAUAUUUGA